This is a messenger RNA of Megalops cyprinoides (Indo-Pacific tarpon), 2031 nucleotides long. RefSeq names its product solute carrier family 26 member 6-like. Lineage: Eukaryota; Metazoa; Chordata; Actinopteri; Elopiformes; Megalopidae. Gene Ontology annotation, molecular function: oxalate transmembrane transporter activity; chloride transmembrane transporter activity; bicarbonate transmembrane transporter activity. The record is from RefSeq and is a predicted model, not a curated record. Gene Ontology annotation, biological process: transmembrane transport. Gene Ontology annotation, cellular component: membrane.
AUCAGCGUGGGCAUCAUGCACCUGCCACAAGGUAUGGCCUAUGCACUACUUGCCUCUGUUCCCCCAGUCUUUGGCCUGUACACCUCCUUCUACCCUGUGCUAGUGUAUUUCAUCUUUGGGACAUCCAGACACAUCUCAGUUGGCACAUUUGCAGUGGUCAGUAUCAUGGUGGGCAGUGUGACGGAACGCUUAGUCCCUGACAGUGACUUCCAAAUAAACAGCACCAAUCUAACAGAGAAUGUGAACAUAUCAGCGCGCGAUGCCUACAGGGUCAAAGUGGCAGCUGCCACAACCCUCCUGGCAGGGAUCUUUCAGGUGGCCCUGGGUCUCGUGCGGUUUGGAUUUGUGGUGACGUACCUGUCAGAGCCGCUAGUCCGGGGUUACACCACGGGAGCUGCAGCUCAUGUGGUUGUCUCACAGCUCAAGUACAUGUUUGGUGUGGCACCCAGGCGCUUCAAUGGACCUCUAUCCCUAGUCUACACAAUAAUAGAGGUCUGCUUCCUGCUGCCCGAGACCAAUGUGGGCACUCUGGUGGUCAGUCUGGUGUCCCUGGCAGUUCUCAUUGUGGUGAAGGAACUCAACUCUGCCUAUAGCAAAAAACUGCCCCUACCCAUCCCUAUUGAGCUUUUUGUUAUUGUGAUUGGAACUGUGAUCUCAUACUACGCUAGACUGUACGUACUUUACGGUGUUGAUGUGGUGGGGGACAUUCCCAGCGGUCUGAAGCCCCCCAGGACCCCAGAUGUCAGUAUUUUCACGGAAGUAAUCGGGGAUGCCUUUGCUGUGGCCGUUGUUGGCUACGCCAUCAACAUCUCUUUGGGCAAGACUUUCGCCCUCAAACAUGGGUACAAAGUGGACAGUAAUCAGGAGCUUGUGGCCCUCGGUCUCAGUAACACAGUAGGGGGAUUCUUCCAGUGCUACUCUGUCACCUCCUCUAUGUCCCGCAGCCUUGUGCAGGAGAGCACCGGGGGCAAGACACAGGUGGCAGGAGCGAUAUCUGCUGUGAUAGUAUUGAUCACUGUACUGAAACUGGGGUCAUUGUUUGAGGAGCUGCCCAAGGCUGUCCUGGCCACAAUAGUCUUUGUCAACCUGAAGGGCAUGUUUAAACAGUUCCAGGAUAUUCCUGCCCUGUGGAAGAGCAACAAGAUUGACCUGCUGGUGUGGCUGUUCACCCUGGUUGCCACGUUGCUGCUCAACCUGGAUCUUGGCCUCGCCGCCUCCAUAGUCUUUUCCCUGCUGACUGUCAUCUUCAGAACACAACUUCCCAGAUACUCAGUCCUAGGGCAGGUGCCUGGCACAGAGAUCUACCUGGAUGUGGAGACCUACGAGGAGGCAAGGAGUAUCCCAGGCAUCACCAUCUUCCGUUCCUCCACCACAGUGUACUUCGCCAACGCUGAGCUCUACCUAGAUGCCCUGCAGGAGAAGAGUGGUAUUGAUGUUGGAAAGCUGCUGACCCAGAAGAGGAAGCUGCUGGCAAAACAGAAACGUCAAAAGAAGAGUGAGGAGAAGAGAGCUAAGAAGGAGGCCAAGAGAGGGGUCCUGAAAGCGCCGGUUGAGAUCAGCGAGACGGUGUUUUCAGUUGAGAAAGACAUGGACCACUGGAGUGAGAAGAACGGGACCUGGGGGAAUCUGAAUGGGGGAGCCGCCGACAUGGUGUCGGAGCUGGACGAUGACACCAUUACCACAGAGACCUCCAGCUACGAGGACGCCCUGAGCAGAGACUUGUCCCUGGGGUCUUUGGGCAGGAGCCUGACGGAGACACACUCCAUUGUGCUGGACUUCUCCACUGCCAGCUUCAUCGACACGGUGGCCAUCAAGACAUUGAGAAACAUAUUCCGGGACUUUGGAGAGAUAGAUGUGGACGUGUAUCUGGCUGGCUGUCAGGCCUGUAUAGUGGAGCAGUUAGAGCGUGGGGGCUUCUUCACUCACUCCGUCACUAAGGACCGCCUCUUUGCCACCAUCCAUGAUGCUGUUCUCUACUGCUCAGCCGGCGAGGACUGUCGGCUGCACCCAGCUAUGACUGUGCACUGGUGA